AUGAAGCUAAGGCUUGUACGACGAUUAUGUUUCAUUAUGAUAUGCACCAUCGUGAUGCUUUAUAUUAUGAUGCAGUAUUAUGCUGAACCGAAAGAGAAAAAUCUGUUGACUCUACAGCAUUUGGUUAAAGACUUCCGUGAAAUGCCAAAAGACUCAAUAUCAAUGGAUUGGCUUACAAAUGUUCCAAUUCCAAAUAAACGACCUAUGAAUAAUAAACGUAACCCAUCAACAAAACGAGCGUCAACAGUGAAAUCCGCAGUGACUAGUGAUAGAAAUAAACAAACAAAAGUGGAAACUUUUAAAGCUCCUGCUUGUCAAAUAACUAACAAUCAUAGUUUAUAUGCUAGAAAUGUAACUUAUCAAAUGAAUGAAAUUUAUAAUCAGUUAGCUUUCGAUGAUCAACCCGGAGGUGCUUGGACUCAAGGAUUCCCAAUUACUUAUAAUAUGGAUCAGUGGAAAGAUAAACCAUUAGAAGUAUUCAUUGUACCAUUUUCACAUCAAGAUCCAGGAUGGCGUAAAACUCUUGAAAAUUACUUCUCCACUGAAACAAAACCAAAUCUUGAUGCCACUUUAAUUGCAUUAAGUGAACAUGUAGACGCUAAAUUUGUGUAUUCUGAAGUAUCAUUUUUAAAUUUAUGGCUAAACACUUUAUCAGAAGAAAAAAAGCAAAUAUUUAAAAGAUUACUAUCCAACGGACAAUGGGAAAUCGUUUCAGGUGGUUGGGUUAUGCCCGAUGAAGCAGUCACACAUUACUACUCAAUUAUUGAUCAAUUUAUCGAGGGUCAUCACUGGCUAUUAGAACAUUUUGACUAUCGACCUAAUACAACAUGGUCUAUUGAUCCAUUUGGACAAAGCUCAACAAUGGCUUACUUAUCGAAAAAGUUUGGUUUCUCAAAUAUGAUUAUUAAUCGUGUGCACUAUGAAGUAAAGAAGUAUCUAGCAAAAAGGAAAGCUUUAGAAUUUUUCUGGUAUCAAACAUGGGAUUCUAAAGGUUCUUUCGGUUUAUUAGCACAUAUGUUUCCAUUCUUUUCAUAUGAUGUGCCGCAUACAUGUGGUCCGGAGCCUGCAAUAUGCUGUCAGUUUGAUUUCCUACGAAUGGAAAAAUACGGUUGUCCAUGGCAUACACUACCAGUUCUCAUAGAUGAUACAAAUGUUGCUGCUCGCGCUGAAAUACUAACUGAUCAAUAUAGAAAGAAAGCUACACUAUUCAAUAAUAAUGGUUUAGUAUUAAUACCAUUAGGUGAUGACUUUCGUUAUCAAUCAACGCAUGAAUGGAAUCUUCAAUUGGAUAAUUAUAAUAAAUUAAUUCAACAUAUUAACUCCAAUUCAAGAUAUAGAAUGAAAAUUCGUUAUGCAACAUUAUCUGAUUACUUUAAAGUAUUAACCGAUCGAAUGAAUGAAGCACACUCCACUAUGGCUACAUCAUUUCCAUCAUUGUCAGAUUAUUGGAGUGGAUAUUACAAUUCUCGUCCAUAUCAAAAGUCUUUAUCACGUAUAUUAGAAGCUGAAUCAAGAACUGCUGAAAUUCUCUAUAGUUAUGCUAGACAAAGCGUUGGUCGUAUACAGAAUGUUGCUCAACUAAUACCAUUGAUAUCGAAUCUUUAUCAAAAUUUGACAACAGUUCGACGUAAUCUUGGCCUAUUUCAACAUCAUGAUGCAAUAACCGGUACAUCGAAACCUGAAGUAAUGAUCGAUUUCUCAAAUAAACUAUUGAAAGCGGUUGAAGCAGCCAGGAAGGUGAUCACUCUAUCCAGUGUUUAUCUAUUAUCAUUCAAAUUGAAUGGUGGAGAUAUUUCUAACCGAUUACCGGUAUCGAAUGAAUUCAAACAAAGAUUAAUUCAAUUAAGUGAAGAAUACGAUAGAAAUCAAAAUCAUGAUGUUACAACUUCGCAAAGUUUUUAUUCUCUUGAAGAUCAUUUACAUAAUCAUGAAUUUCCUCAACCCGUUCUAAUCGAUUUUUCAGAGAAUAAUGGUGUACCACAAAAAUCACGUCGGAUAUAUAUUUUUAAUCCAUCAACACGUAAUCGUAGUACAAUAAUCAAUUUACGAGUUAAAGGUCAUUUUGAAAAUUUUCAAGCGAAACAAAUUUUUUCGGAUCCAUUGAAACCAUUUAAUCAGUUAAUUAUUCAAUUAGAGCAUACUGUUACGAAGUUUCCCAAUGAUAAUCAAAAACAACAACCUAUCAGUUUAUUAUACUUGAGUUCAGUUAAAUUAUACCCAUUAUCAUUUGGAUGUAUUGAAUUGAUACUGUCAUCAAGAUCUUCUUUGUCAUUGCCUCUUAUACCAGUAAAAUCGCAAUUGGCUCCAAAUAGUGUUACUGAAGAAUUGGUAAAAAGUUCUCGACCACUAACUAUAGAGAAUAGUUAUAUUCAAUUGGAAUUCCAUCCUAAAACUGGUUAUCUUCAAAAAAUGUUCAAUAAACUAACUCAACAAUCUAUAGAUAUGAAAAUUGACUUUAUUACGUAUAAAGCACCGAAACAUAACUCAAAUAGUGGGGCUUAUUUAUUUAUCUCUGAUGGAUUAGGUGAAACCUUACCACAAACAAAAUCCUAUAGCUAUACUAAAGGCGAUCUAGUGGAUACAGUAACAGCGUAUACAGAAUAUGUAACACAUACAGUCCGUUUGUAUAAAUCAUCUGAUUUACAAUCACAAUUUGUGGAAAUUGAGAAUAUUGUCAACAUAAAAGUGAAUCAUCCAACUGAUAUCGACUUAUUUAUGUCGGUACAAACUGAUCUGAUGAAUCAAGAUAGAAUAUUUUAUACAGACUCCAACUGUUUCCAAUUUAUUCAAAGACAGUAUUAUGAUAAAAUCCCUUUACAAGGAAAUAUUUAUCCUAUAGCAUGUGGUGCCUAUAUAGAACAACAAAAUAGUGAUAAUCCCAAAGAAGUUAAACGAUUAAAUAUAUUUACAACUCAUUCAACUGGUGUUGUAAGUCCAAGAGUUGGACAACUUAAUAUUUGGCUUGAUCGUCGAGCAAGUAAAGAUGAUUCACGUGGAAUUGCAUCAAAUUUACAAGGUGAAUGGAUUGUUCAAUCACGAUUGCAUUUAUUUGCUGAAACAGUAUUGUUGGAUAAAAAUAUACAAAAGGUUAAUCCAAGUUUGACUAUAUUCGCUCAACAAAUAUUGAAUGAUCUUACGCAAUCAGUGCAUAAAUUCCUUGUUCAUAAUUCCAAAUUAAAUAAUUUACUAGUGCCAGAAUAUAAUUUAAUACCUACAUCUGGUCUUCCAUGUGAUUAUGAAUUGGUUACAAUGAAAACAUUUCAUAAUCCAAAAAUACCAUCAGCUUUCCAUGCUGCACCGAAUACACAAAUUGGUGUUAUUAUUCGACGUUAUUCAUCAGUUUGCUAUGCAAAUUAUUUACCAAAAAUUGACUUAUAUUCACAAUGUUUCAAUCCAGUUGUACAGAAUAAACUUGAUAUAAAAAAUCUAUUUGGUUCUAUUCAACUAUCUUAUGGAUUGCAUACUAAUCUAACUAUGAUUCCAUUACCUGUACGAUCUGAUAGUGGUAAUGAUGAUAGCAAUAAACAUUUGGUUAAAAAACUCAGUCAUAUUCAUGUGAAUCCAAUGGAACUUGAAGCAUUCUAUCUAGUUUAA
Heterobilharzia americana is the source of this 3594-nucleotide messenger RNA. The record is from the annotation of a GenBank genome assembly. NCBI's taxonomy places the organism in Eukaryota, Metazoa, Platyhelminthes, Trematoda, Strigeidida, Schistosomatidae.